AUGCUUAAACAAUUGGUAUCAGGAAAUGAAGAUACUUUUGUAAAUAAAACAUUAUACUGCAAAAACCUUAAUGACAAAGUAAAUAAAAAGGAUCUGCGUGUUAUAUUAUAUGAAUUAUUUAUUCAAUAUGGAACAAUUCUAAAAAUAAUUGUCAAAGGUGGGUGUAAUAAUCGCGGACAAGCUUUCGUGCUAUUUGACAAUUUAAACUCUGCUAUAGAAGCACUUAAUAAUGUAAAUGGAAGAGUUAUAUUAGGAAAACCCAUUGUUAUCGAGUACGCAAAAAAGGAUUCUAAAGUUCCCAGCACUAAUUAG
This is a messenger RNA of Cryptosporidium muris RN66, 312 nucleotides long. RefSeq names its product RNA recognition motif. family protein. Gene Ontology annotation, biological process: mRNA splicing, via spliceosome. Bases 1 to 312 code for a protein of 103 amino acids. Gene Ontology annotation, cellular component: U12-type spliceosomal complex. Lineage: Eukaryota; Apicomplexa; Conoidasida; Eucoccidiorida; Cryptosporidiidae. The transcript has a single exon. The record is from RefSeq and is a predicted model, not a curated record. Gene Ontology annotation, molecular function: pre-mRNA intronic binding; U12 snRNA binding.